This is a messenger RNA of Impatiens glandulifera, 1959 nucleotides long. Its product is annotated as probable LRR receptor-like serine/threonine-protein kinase At4g31250. Gene Ontology annotation, biological process: protein phosphorylation. Bases 1 to 1959 code for a protein of 652 amino acids. Gene Ontology annotation, molecular function: protein binding; ATP binding; protein kinase activity. The record is from RefSeq and is a predicted model, not a curated record. NCBI's taxonomy places the organism in Eukaryota, Viridiplantae, Streptophyta, Magnoliopsida, Ericales, Balsaminaceae. The transcript is spliced from 3 exons.
AUGAUCAUAAUCAUCCUCCAUUUCCUAAUUCUAUCCCCCACAAUCAUCUCCGAUUCAAAUUCCGACCAAAUAAACGCCCUUCUCAACUUCAAAUCCUCUCUAUCAAACGCCGCCGCCGCCGCCUUAACCACUUGGAACAAAAACACCAUCAAUCUUUGCAACGGUAACAUCUCAAAUUGGAAAGGCAUCCGUUGCGUAAACGGAGCUCUUGUCGGUUUAAAACUCGAGAACAUGAAUCUCGAGGGUAAAAUCGACAUGGACUCGCUAUCAAAGCUAAAAGGAUUGAAAACUUUGAGUUUUAUCAAUAACAAUUUCAAUGGGUCAAUUCCUCCGGUGGCUAGAAUUGAAGGCAUUCGUGGUGUUUUCUUGUCUUAUAAUGAAUUUUCCGGCGAGAUUUCCGAUGAGACUUUUUAUGGGAUGAAUUCUUUAAGGAGAGUUUAUUUGGAUCAUAAUCGGUUUUGGGGGAAGAUACCGAAUUCAUUAGUGGAGUUAAAGAAAGUGGUGGAGAUUAGAGUUGAUGAUAAUCAAUUUGAUGGGAAAAUUCCGGAUUUUAUGGCUAAGGAAAUUUCAUUGAGAUUUCAAAAUAAUAGAUUUGAAGGUUCGAUUCCUAAGAGUAUGAAAGAUAUGGAUCCAAACUUUUUUUCGGGAAACCCGAAUCUAUGUGGUAAACCUCUACAAAACCAAUGCAAGAAGAAACCAAUUUCCAAAUUACUCCUAAUAGUCAUUCUCAUCAUAGUAGCCGUAAUCAUUACAAUCGCCUUAAUCGCGGCCUUCCUUAUCUUUCGCAAGCGAAGAUCUAAGGUGGCCGAGGGCGAAGUGGGAAACGAAGAGAAUAGUGUAGAAGUGAAAGGUUGUAACAAGUGGAUUAGUCGUCGUCGUGGAUUGGUUCAUCAUGACCAUAGCCAAGAGACAUAUGAGAAAGGUGAUCAUCAUGGUAAGCUCUACUUUGUGAGGAACGAGACUCGAGAGGAAGAUGUGUUUGAUUUAGGGGAGUUGUUGUCGGCCUCAGCCGAGAUUCUUGGAAGUGGGAGCUUCGGGUCAUCAUACAAAGCGACAUUGUUCAAUGGGCGAACCGUGGUGGUGAAGAGAUUUAAGCAAAUGGGAAAUUGUAGGAAGGAAGAGUUUCAUCAAUACAUGAAGAAGUUGGGGAGGCUCUCACAUCCUAAUUUGCUUCCUCUCAUAGCUUUUUACUAUAGGAAAGAAGAGAAACUCCUCAUUUCUAUGUUUGCUGAGAAUGGAAGCUUGGCUAGCCAUCUCCAUGGUUAUAGAGAUAGGCAAGCAGGACUUGAUUGGCCAACCCGUUUGAAAAUCAUAAAAGGAGUAGCAAGAGGUCUUUUCCACCUCCACAAAGAGUUUCCAAACCAAACACUCCCUCACGGCCACCUCAAGUCAUCAAACGUCCUUCUCAACUUCAAGUUCGAGCCCAUCCUAUCCGACUACGCCCUCGAUCCGGUGAUCAACAAGGAUCACGCCCAACAAUUCACGGUUGCCUACAAAUCCCCAGAGUCGGCUAGCCAUGGCCCUAGUCGCAAGACAGAUGUAUGGAGCCUAGGGAUUCUCAUCCUGGAGGUGUUAACGGGGAGAUUCCCCGCCAACUACCUCAAACAGGGACGAGGUGUCCACGCUGACCUGGCAGCGUGGGUGGACGAAGUGGUUAAGGAAGAGUGGACCGGGGAAGUGUUCGAGUCGGGUAUGAAGGGAACGAAAGAUGGAGAGGUUGAGAUGUUGAGGCUAUUGAAGAUUGGGAUGUGUUGUUGUGAAUGGGAUGUGGAGAAGAGAUGGGAAUUAGGGUUUGCUUUGGAGAAGAUUGAAGAGGUUAAGGAAAAAGAUACAAGUGAUCAUGAGUUUGAUUCUUCUAAUUAUGGAAGUGAAGGUGAUUCUUACUCUUCUAGUUAUAUUUACAAUAAUAUGACUCAUAAGGAAGAUGAAUCUACAAAAGUGAUGGUUUUCAAUUAUUAG